Molecule: messenger RNA, 1601 nt
Organism: Sorghum bicolor (sorghum)
Lineage: Eukaryota; Viridiplantae; Streptophyta; Magnoliopsida; Poales; Poaceae
Exons: 3
Coding region: 65-1225 (386 amino acids)
Source: RefSeq, a predicted model, not a curated record
AGGGGCACCUCCGCACCUCCCGGGGAAGAAGCCAAGGGAAAGCGAAAGAGAGCAGAGCUUGGCAAUGGAGCUUCCAUGGGGAAUGCUGCUGCUGCUGGUCCUCUCCGUCUCCUCCUCGUCCUCCUCCUCGGCUGCCGCCACGCUCGCCGUCAGUGCUCCGCCCCCAGUGCCUGCGCCUCGUCAUGCUCAAGACGCUGAAGGGCUGCUCAUCAACGGCAACUUUGAGACGGCGCCGAGGAAGCUGAACAAGACCCUUAUCGUGGGCCGUCACUCGCUGCCCGGAUGGACGGUGCAGGGUCACGUGGAGUACGUCUCGGGCGGGCCGCAGCCAGGGGGCAUGUUCUUCGCGGUGCCGCACGGCGUGCACGCGCUCCGCCUCGGCAGCCGCGCGUCCGCGUCGCAGAACGUGACGGUGCGUCCGGGCGCACUAUACGCGCUGACGUUCGCGGCGACGCGGACGUGCGCGCAGGACGAGUCCCUGCGCGUGGCCGUGUCGCCGUCGCUCUCGGCGCCCGCCGACGUCGCCGUGCGCACGCUCUACAGCGGCGCGUCCGCCGACACCUGGGCCUGGGGUUUCCGCGCCUCCUCCCCCGUCGCGCAGGUCACGUUCGCCAAUCCCGGCGUGCAGGAGGACGCCGCGUGCGGCCCGCUGCUGGACGCCGUCGCCAUCAAGGAGCUGCCCGCUGCGUACCCGACCAAAGACAACCUGAUCAAGAACGAUGGGUUCGAGAUCGGUCCCCAGGUGCUGAAGAACUCGACGGUGGGCGUGCUUCUUCCCCCGAAGCAGAAGGACGCGACGUCGCCGCUUCCCGGGUGGAUCAUCGAGUCGCUCAAGGCGGUGCGGUUCAUCGACGCGGCCCACUUCUCCGUCCCGGCGGGGCAGUACGCGGUGGAGCUGGUGGCCGGGCGGGAGAGCGCCAUCGCGCAGGUGAUCCGCACCGUGCCGAACCGCGCCUACAACCUGUCGUUCGCCGUCGGCGACGCCAAGAACGGGUGCCACGGGUCCAUGCUGGUGGAGGCGUUCGCGGGCAACGUGACGCAGAAGGUGCCGUUCGAGUCCGCGGGGAAAGGUGGGUUCAAGGCGGCGGCGUUCAGGUUCGUGGCCGCCGGAGCACGGACCCGCCUCACGUUCUACAGCUCCUACUACCACACCAAGGUCACCGACGGCGUCUCGCUCUGCGGCCCCGUGCUGGACCAGGUCAAGGUCGUGCCCGUGAAGGCGUAGUAGUGAAUAAUGAAGAAUCGUGAGAGCUCCGUCAGAGUGCUCUUGUCGUCUGUAGCUGUGCUUCGUCUUCGUCGUGAUUUGGCAUGGUGGGUUGGGAGACUACUGAACGAACUCUUGGACCCUUCUGAAUCGGAUCAUGGUGUGCAGAACUUAUGCAUGGUGUGAUGUACUAAUCUUGCGAAAUUUGGUUGCCCUUCUUGCGAAAUUAUGGUUUGGUGGUGUCCUCAGGCUGAACCAGACAUGCCACGAUUGCGGUCAGUUCCAAUUGUGGAAACGCAUGCGUGAUGUCCGGUUGCCGGAGGCAUUGAUGUAGCCGUGUUCAAUCAGGCAUUGAAGCAAUUGUCUUGAUUUGAGAUGUUUAAAGUAGUGUCUCCAA